CAGCACCAACGAUCCACUCCCUCCUCCUCUUCCUUCUCCACGCUCGCACGCUCCCCACUCCCCCCCGCCCUACCGUUCCGUUUUCCCCCCGCCUUUCCGCGCACCGCCCCUCUCCCCUUAAUGCUCUCACUCCCCAUCCUCCCCCUUCUCCCCGCCCUGGCGCUGCCCCCCCUGUUGCUAGAGUCACGCCACGUGGAGUGGGUGUCAAGCCUGGUUCCUCUGAAAGGUGGGGAUGAUGAAGGGGACGAAGGAGAUGAUGAGGAUGGGGGGAGAGUAACGGUGGUGCGAGUGGGGAGUGCUGGUGAAGUGACCAAGAGCCGAAGCCCUAAAACUCCCAGUAGAACACCCAGGAGUAGAACUCCUGGUAAGAGCCCGACAGGGGGCAGGCGAAGGAGCCCCAGGAGUUUCAAGGAAGAGCAGGGCAGGAGUCCCAAGGGCGAGGCCUCGUUAUUGGAGCACUCGUUAGUAGAUAAUUCGUUAGUAAGGGAUCAUACGGAUGACGAGAAAGAGCAGCAGAGGCGGCGCCGGCAGCGGCGGCUGCGGCAGCUGCGAUUGGGGAGGAGGUCGAGAGUGGGAGAGGAGGAGAUGGGUUGCGAGGAGGAGGGAGAUGAGGGGGUGGAGGGGGUGGAGGGGGAGAGGGGGAUGGGAAAAGGGGAGGGAGGUGAGAGAGGGAGAAGCGAGUGGAAGGGAGUAGGCAGGCUGGCAGGUGCAGCUGAGCUAUUGUUGAUGAGACAGUUGCAGGAGAGGGAAGAAAAUGGGGUAGGAGAUGGGGGAGGAGAUGGGGGAGGAGAUGGGGGAGGAGAUGGGGGAGGAGAGAGGCGAAGAGAGAAAGAUGGAGGGAGAGAGCACAGGAGGACGGAUAGUUCCCGAGGCAGGGCUUCUUUCAGGGAAAACGAGAGUGGGGAAGGGAGAGGGGAAGACGUAGGGCGUUUGGAGAGAGCGAGAGGGAAAGGGAGCAGGGAAGGAUGCGGGAACGGGGGCGAGCAGCAGCAGGAGACGGAGGGUACGGAACGUGAGAGUGCAGGUGGGAAGCUGCCACAGGAGAAGGACGAGGCAGAGUCCAGGAAAACACGGAAUGGGCAAGAAAAGGACAGUGGGGAACGGAAGGAGGGUGGGGAGCGCAAGGAGGGGAGAGGAAGGAAGGAGAUGGUUUCAAAGGUGGCCAGGCGAGACAGCGCCAUGGCGCGCAGCAAUGAGAAGGUGUAUGCCACCAUGCGCCGCUCCAAGGACCUCAAGUCCACCAGUGGUGGGGGCCCUUCGGACCUUGUCAAGCCCUCUGCUGCUGGACGCCUUGCAGCAGGCUUUGCGGGCUUUGAUGCGUCUAGGGUUCGCGGCGCAAUCACGCCGGGACGUUCUCGGGGGAAGGCUGGCGGGACUUCGUUUCGGGCAGCUGAGAAGAGUUUUCUGCCCGAUCUCGAGACGACAGUGAUGGAUUUGAAGCUGGAUUUGAAAGCAGCAGCAUGCGCAGACUCGUCUCGCUUUGAGGAGCUUCGGCAGAAACAGUCGGCUUCAGCUGCUGCUGCCGCUGCCAUCGCUGCUGCUGUCAGUGGUGCUGCUUCUGGCAGUGCUGCUGCUGCUGCUGCUGCUGCUGCUGCUGUCGAAACUCCAAGCAGGGGCAGCCAGGCGAAGAGCCCAUGGCGCAACUCUAAAGACCGAAGACGGAUGUGUUACAGCGACCUUGGGGGCCUGGCCUCUCUUGAUAGCACCGAGGGGCAAGGGCUGGGAGACCCGGGGCCGCCCCCAUUCCUCCAAUCCCCUGUUCCGCCACGCUACCAUUCCCUCACUCACCCACUGCUUCAUCGCCCUCUCCCUCUAACUCCUCCUGGAUCUCCCCCCUCCCCCUCACUCGCCCGCUAUCCCAUUCCCCCGCUUCCGCAGGCUCACCUUCGGACCAAGGCAGCAGUGGCAGCCCUGCGGCAGGAAGUGGCAACCAAGGCAGCAGUGGCAGCGCUGCGGCAGGAAGUGGCAGUGAUGCAGUUGCUGAAGGGGCACCCACACGUGGUGGAGAUCAAAGAGACCAUGGAAGAUGACACGCACGGGCACAUCAGCAUGCAUCUCUGCCAGGGGGGCGACUUCCCAUCCCUCAAAACCCCCUCUCACACCCCCUCUCCCAUCGCAUGUCGCCCCCACCCUCCCACACCCUCUCCCCCCUGCACGUGCUUAUCAGCAUGCAGCUCUGCCAGGGAGGGGGGUUCUCAUCAUGCACCCAUUCGCUUGCACCCUCCCAUGCAGACCCCCCGAUGCAUUUCCCCCGCCCCUUCCUUCCCUUUCCCCCAACCCUCCUCCCCCCACAUAACCAUGCAGCUCUGCCAGGGGGGGGACCUCUUCGAUCGCAUCAUCACCCACGGUGCUCCUCCCCUCCCCUUUCUUCGCCCCGUCUCCCACCCCUCCCCUGCCGCCCCCCCUCUUCUCCCCCACCAGCACGUGCACAUCAUCAUGCAGUUGUGCCAGGGCGGGGACCUCUUUGAUCGCAUCAAGCAGCGCAGCCGCUACGAGGAGAGGCCUGCAGCGGCCGUGCUGCAGCAGCUGGCGCUGGUGCUGCGCGCGUGCCACUCCCUGGGGGUCAUGCACCGCGAUGUGAAGCCUGAGAACCUCUUGCUCUGCUCGCCCACCGAUGACGUUGCUGUGAAAGUCACGGAUUUCGGGAUUGCUGCUACGAUCAAGUCAGGUCCCAAACUAACAGGGUUCAGAGGAUCCCACAUCUACAUGGCACCAGAAACGUUGGCUUAUUCCUGUGCUCUUUCCCUUCCUGUUCCCGCUCUCUCCUUCCCUCUGCCCCUCUUCCCGCCCCCCUCCAGGCACCAAGCUCACAGAGUUCAUAGGAUCAUACCAUAUCCUCACUUUCUCAUGCCCUUGCCAUCCUUCCCUCUGCAACAUUUCCAACACUCACGCCCUUUUGCCCUCUCUCCCUCUCCCUCCCUCCCUCCCUCCCUCCCUCCCUCCCUCCCUCCCUCCCUCCCUCCCUCCCUCCCUCCCUCCCUCCCUCCCUCCCUCUCGCCCUCCCUCCUUCCCUCCAUCCCUCCCUCCCUCCCUCCCUCCCUCCCUCCCUCCCUCCCUCCCUCCCUCCCUCCCUCCCUCCCUCCCUCCCUCCCUCCCUCCCUCCCUCCCUCCCUCCCUCUCUCCCUCCCUCCCUCCCUCCCUCCCUCCCUCCCUCCAUCCCCCCUCCCUUCCCCCUCCGUUUCUUCCCUGCCUCUCCUCCCCCACACACCCUCCCUCCCUCCAUCCCCCCUCCCUUCCCCCUCCGUUUCUUCCCUGCCUCUCCUCCCCCACACACCUCAAUCCCUCUCUCUCCGUACAUAUGCCCCAUGCACCCCCAUGUCAGAGCAUCCCUGGAUCAAGACCCAUACUGCACUCCUGUGA
This is a messenger RNA of Closterium sp. Naga37s-1, 3360 nucleotides long. The record is from the annotation of a GenBank genome assembly. NCBI's taxonomy places the organism in Eukaryota, Viridiplantae, Streptophyta, Zygnematophyceae, Desmidiales, Closteriaceae.